Python bivittatus (Burmese python) is the source of this 8893-nucleotide messenger RNA. The record is from RefSeq and is a predicted model, not a curated record. Lineage: Eukaryota; Metazoa; Chordata; Lepidosauria; Squamata; Pythonidae.
UUAGAAAAAGUGCUGGGAAUCACUGUCUCUGGAGGCAGAGGAUUGGCCUGUGAUCCUAAGAAUGGUCUCAUUGCUUAUCCAGCUGGGUGUGUUGUUGUGCUGUUUAACCCCAGGAAAAAUAAGCAGCACCAUAUUCUAAACAGCUCCAGGAAGACUAUUACAGCCCUUGCUUUUUCUCCUGAUGGAAAAUACCUGGUUACUGGUGAGAGUGGGCAUAUGCCUGCAGUCCGUAUAUGGGAUGUUGCUGAGCGGACCCAGAUGGCUGAACUUCAGGAGCAUAAAUAUGGAGUGGCAUGUGUGGCCUUCUCACCAAGCUCUAAGUACAUUGUCUCAGUGGGUUAUCAGCAUGACAUGAUAGUCAAUGUUUGGUCAUGGAAGAAAAACGUUGUUGUGGCAGCCAAUAAAGUCUCAAGCAAAGUGACAGCAGUUUCAUUCUCUGAGGAUUGCAGCUACUUUGUUACAGCUGGAAACCGGCACAUCAAAUUUUGGUACCUGGCUGACAGCAAAACCUCUAAGGUGAAUGCUACAGUCCCCUUGCUUGGGCGUUCUGGUUUGCUCGGAGAACUGAGGAACAAUUUUUUUACAGAUGUGGCAUGUGGCAGGGGUAAAAAGGCAGACAGCACCUUCUGUAUCACCUCUUCUGGUCUGCUGUGUGAAUUCAGUGACAAGAGGCUACUGGACAAGUGGGUGGAGUUGAGAACUACUGUGGCAAACUGCAUCUCUGUGAACUAUGAUUACAUCUUCUGUGGCUGUGCUGAUGGUACCGUUCGGAUUUUUAAUCCUUCAAAUCUUCACUUUGUGACCACGCUCCCUAAACCACACUUCCUAGGGACGGAUGUUGCCAGCAUUACGGAAGCCAGUCGGCUUUUCUCUAAUGUGACUGAUGCCAAGUAUCCAGACACCAUUGCCUUGACCUUUGAUCCCAAUAACCAGUGGCUGUCUUGUGUUUACAAUGAUCACAGCUUGUAUGUGUGGGAUGUCAAAGAUCCCAAGAAAGUGGGCAAGGUUUAUUCUGCAUUAUACCACUCGUCCUGUGUUUGGAACAUUGAGGUGUACCCUGAGGUAAAGGAUAGCAACCAGUCUUGCUUGCCCCCAAACUCCUUCAUCACUUGCUCCUCUGAUAAUACCAUCCGCCUGUGGAACACUGAGAGCUCAAACCUCCACGGAGCCUCUCUGCAUCGGAACAUCCUGAGCAACGAUUUGAUGAAAAUCAUCUAUGUAGAUGAAAACACUCAUGCCCUCUUGGACACGGAAUACAAUACAGCUGGAGGUGUAGAGAAGGCUGACACGCAGGCUGUAGAUACAAAAGUAGGGAUUCGUACAGUGUGUGUGAGCCCUACCGGGGAGCACCUGGCCUCAGGUGAUAGGAUAGGCACUCUCAGGAUCUAUGAACUGAAGCCCCUGAGAGAGAUGUUGAAGGUAGAAGCCCAUGAUUCUGAAAUCCUCUGCCUUGAAUAUUCCAGACCAGAGACAGGAUUGAAACUUCUGGCAUCAGCAAGUCGGGAUAGACUGAUCCAUGUCUUGGAUGCAGAGAAGGAUUAUAGCCUACAGCAGACCCUGGAUGAACAUUCAUCUUCCAUAACUGCAGUGAAGUUUGCUGCCAACGAUGGAAAGGUGAGAAUGAUCAGCUGUGGCGCUGAUAAGAGCAUCUAUUUCCGCACUGCACAGAAGACAAAUGAUGGGGUCCGCUUUACUCGUACACACCAUGUUGUUAGAAAGACCACCCUUUAUGAUAUGGAUGUGGACCCUAACUGGAAAUAUGCUGCUAUUGGAUGCCAAGACCGUAAUAUCAGGAUUUUCAACAUCAGCAGUGGGAAACAAAAAAAACUAUACAAGGGAUCCCAAAGUGAAGAUGGCACUCUAAUUAAAGUGCAAAUGGAUCCUUCUGGUCUGUAUAUUGCAACCAGUUGUUCUGACAAGAACCUCUCUAUCUUUGAUUUCUAUUCAGGCGAAUGUGUAGCCACAAUGUAUGGGCACUCAGAGAUCGUAACUGGGAUGAUGUUCAGUAAUGACUGCAAACACUUGAUUUCAGUCUCUGGGGACAGCUGUAUUUUCAUCUGGCGUCUGAGUUCUGAGAUGACCAUCAAUAUGCGUCAACGGCUGGCUGAUGUGAAACAAAGGGGAAAGCAAGCAGAGAAAGCUCAACCAGGCAAAACAGUUGGUCUCACCAGGCAUGAAUCAGUCUCUGUCCUCUCAUCUGCACCAGUGCUUUCAUCGGACAGUGAUAAGGAUGGGGAAGAUGAAGGAAACGAUGAGGAUGAGUUACUUGGGGUACAAUCCUUCCAAAUGACAACCAGUGUCGAUACUGAAAGUUGUUCAGAUCUUUCUCUUUCAAGAAGCUUAUCUCACUGGGAAAUGAGACGGGCAAAAGAAAUGGCGAUGAUCCAGGCUUCAGAAAACACCAUGAGCAAGAUGCCUCGGCAGCGGAGCCGUUGGAUCCAGCCAACGAGCAGCCUAGAGAUGACUGUUAAAUCUAUGCUUGAUCUACGCCAACUGGAGUCUUUCUCAGUCUCUUGUUCUGCUAGUCAGGAUUCUCUUUCCCAGGCCAGCAAUGGAGAUGACCACAAAGAGCAUGCCAAUGUCUCACCUUGUGCCAAGAAUGGGGGAGGCUCCACAGCUCUUCAGGAAAGUCAGCCUUGCCUUCGACCUCAAGUUAUUAGACUUGUGUCCUGUGAAGGAGGGAUUUUCUCACAGGAAAUGGAACCUUCAGAGAGUGAAGAAUGUGUCAUCUACCCAGAACAAGAUGAUCUUCCUCCCACUGAUAUCAGCAGUGAGUUCCAAGUAAAAGCUCUUCCUCAUGGAAAACUGAGCAGAGGCUACAGCAGCCGUGAGGGCCCAGAUAAGCAUAGCCCUGACAGUGCUUGUUCUGUGGAUUAUAGUAGCAGCCGACUGUCAAGCCCAAAUGAAGAUUCUGAGAGUACUGAACCUCUCAGUGUGGAUGGUACUUCAGACUUGGAUGAGCAAGUGGGAGAAGAUGAUGAGGAGGAUGUAAGCACUGGACUAUUGGAUGGAGAUGUACCCACGACUCCAGAUCAAGAAAAGUUCCUCAAGCAGCAUUUUGAGACUCUAGCCAGUAACAGUGAGAAGGACGGAUCAUGUAGGACCCUGGAAAGAAUGGAAAACAGUAUUUCUUCCCGGUUUCUAUCUCGGUUUCCAGCACUCAGGGAACUUUCACCUUCUUCAUCACAGCUAGUACUGGAUCAGAAACCUACUGAAGGGUCUGCUUUGCCAAAGCAAGUUUCCACUGAACUGCUGAAAAAUGGGUUUGACCAUCAGCACAUGCCCAUGGAGAAUGGCUUCUUUCAAAAUAAUAUUAAUUCCAUUAGGUCACUUUAUAUGCAGAAAAAGAGAAAGUCUGCUGUAGAGAUCAACAGAGGGUGUGGAAGAUCUGUUGGGCCUUUCCCAGAUAGUGAUGGAGCAGUGGUGCUGAGGAAAUCUCAAUCAGUUCAUGAUCUUGUUCAUAAUGAUAAGAUUCCUGGUGUGAUGCUGUCUGCCAGGCAGAGGCCUCAGGCACUAAUGGUAGGUGAGAAGGAGCCAAAAUCCAAUAACUGUCAGACAUUUUCUGCAACACUGUCGAAGAUGGAUAGUUCCAGCUUUUUGCAAGCCAAAGACAUUAAAGCUGCAAAACCAAAGUCUUAUAUGAGUCCUACCACUAGCUUCAUGGCCAAGGUGUCCCGUAGUGUGUCUGUGGGAGAGAAUCUGUGCUUUGGUGAUGGUUCAGAAAACCAGAAUGAAGUGAAAAUUAGCCCACAAGUAUCAGAGAAAACAGGGUUAAGUGUCUUAGAGGACAUUGAGAAGAGCAAGCCGUUUGUGAAAGACAACAGCCCAGUGAAACCUUCUCUUCAGCAAACUGCAAGCUCUUUAUCACCCCAGUCCUUUCAUAGCAAGUUGGCAUCUAAUCGAGCUCAUUUGAUCCUUGACAUCCCCAAGCCUCUACCUGAUAGACCAACAUUAGCUUCUUUUUCACCAAAGACAAAGUCAAAAACUGUGCUAGGAUCAGAAUCUCCUCAAUCACCUGGUGCUGUUGGGAAAAAAAAGCUGUCUUUUCCUGAAGGAUGGGCCUCAACAUUGGAAGGUCAAGCAUCUGGACCACUUGGCCUUGGUAAAAGUAGCCCAUUGAGUCCCUGUGCAGACGCUCUGAAAGAGAACCAAACACAAUUGAGGACCAAAGUCCAACGUGAUCCAAGAGUAACUAAUCCCAAACUAAAAGAGCUUUCAGACGAACUACAUCCAAUUUCUCCAGAAAAACGGCUACUGGAAUGCAGAGACAAAGUUGCUAUUGCUAGUUAUGUGCCAGCUAAUCAUGAGCAUUGCUCUUUUGAACAAAAUGGGCCAAGGUCUCCUACAAAUGCAGAAGGCCUUGGAGAGGAUUCAGGUUCUUCAAUCAGUGUUGAGCAAUGCAAGCAUGUGGUAUCUGAGCUCCAGGACAGUAUGCGUAAGGCCAUCCAGAUAUAUCGUAUGGUAUCUACUGACAUGAAGUCUUCAGCUGACAAAGAUGAGAUUGCUGGUCUCUUGACUGAAACUUUCUCUGAGAUGAAAAAAGAAUUGGAUUCCCUGAAAGAUGGUAAAGGACUUCAAAGGAAGAAAGAUCAAUUGAUGCAGCCAGAAGAUACAGUUGUAAUGUCAUUAGGGGAGAGUGGUGGUGGAACUUUAUCUAGUCCUCGGCACUUUGGAGAUGACCAAACUCUUGCCUUGUUGGAACAAUAUUCAGAGUUACUGCUACAAGCUGUUGAACGACGUAUGGAUAAAAAACUCUAAAUUGUGAUUUUAAAGGACAUGCUUUCAGUGGAUUGCUGACAACCAUGCAGAAAAACUGAUGGAACUUUAUCAUAGUGACAACUUGAAUGAAUACUUUGUUGUUGUUUUUUAAUUCAAUGGGCAAAUAUCUUUUCUUUUAAUAGAAACUGUUCUGUCUACAACUUUUAAAAAUGUGCUGGUCACAGUACUAAUUCCCUUGUGCCUAUCUCCUCCACUAAAAGUGUUAUGAGAAAUAUUUGGCUUAAAAACCAUUCUACCGAUUAAAGAGAGUAUGUCCCAGAGGUGGCCCAGUCUGAAACUGCUGACUUAAUUGAAUGAGAUCAAGUUGAAACUGGUUUGUCCCUCUGCAGUGUUAUCUCAAUCUAGGUAUAAACUAUUAAAACUUUUAUUUAUUAAUUUAUUUUUGUGACUAUUGUUCUGAAGUUUUUUAGCUGUGUUUUGUAGUUGUGGCUGUUUUGACAUCUUCUCCACAGUUUAUAGUGAGAGAGAUUUUGAUACAGUAAAUAUUCUUAGGGAUCAGCAGGCAGAUUACAAAACAGCUUUCUGCUGUAGGCUGCAUUGCUGAAUUCUGCUUCCUUAUUCCUUUUUAUUAUGCCAAUAUGUUUUAUUUUAAUUUUGUAUUUAGAAUAGUGCUCAUUCUGCUUCUCUUUUCUGUUUAAAGAAAAUCCUCUACUUUCAUCUAUAUUUGCUUCCAUAAAACACCUAUCCUUUGGAUCAAUCCCCAGAGAUUUGUUACAAGGUUUGUUGGUUAAAAGAAAGGCUUUUUACCUGACUAGUUCUACAUUUUGUCAGGUUUUAUGUAAAACCUGAUCUAUCAGAGUCAAACUGAUGCAGUUGAAGGAUUAUCCAAUUUUUUUUGAAGUUCUCACUAGCUGUGUUAUGUCAGUGGAGUUAGCUACUGGGGCCAUGAUAUUGGCAUUGCUCUGUUUUUGUGGAUAUAGAAAUGUAGAAAGAUUGAUGUGAUGUGGAAGGGAUAGUGGUAGAAAACAGUCACAGAAAAGACUGAUGAAAGCUUAUAAUCAACAAAUCUUCAAGGAAAGCUUCAAAUAUUCCUAACUUCCCAAAAGAGGGAUCCCUUUUAUCUGUCUAUGGCUGAAAUCUGAAAACAAUCAGGCAAAGUGUGAGUGUUCAGCAAAUGCUGAUUGCUAUGACACUACUCUAUUUCCCUUCCUCCCUUUCACUGGAACAUAAAUAAAGUUGCAUGAAAUAUUACAUUCUAUAUUUUGCCAGACUUCUCCAAUUUCAUAUUAAUUAGCUCACUGCCGUUGCUUAAAAAGAGAAGGAAAGUAAGUGCAGAUAUACAUCCUUUCAGUUAUGGUGCCCUUUAUAUUGAAUUAUUAGUCCUAACAUGUCUGGAGAUGAAAAAGAAACCAUUUUAAAAAGAUGAAGUUAUAAAACUUUAAUACCACUCUCUCAGGUUUGACAAUAGCAGUGUUCCUUACUGGUGAUCUGAUCAUUUUAAUAAAUAGCAUCCCUGUUAUAGCCUGGCCUUCCUCUCUGCCCUCUAGAUUGGUUGAGAAUUCCUAGCCAAAGCUAGGAAUUCUGAAGAUUGUAUUCACAGCCGAUCUGGAGGGGACCAUGGGGGAAUAGGCUGAUUUAGGUAUUUCUGAGUGGCUUUUCCACUUGCACUUUUUAAACUGUCACGUGAACAUCUGUCUUCACUGCUCCACAGGGGCUGGCAACCUGCAGUACAGCUUUUUUAUCUGAAUCUCAUUGGCUUUCAUUCAGCAGCACUGCAGUGCUAAGAGACCUGCAGAGCUGUUCCCAUUUUGGCUGGCCAUUGAACUCCAAGGCUGGGGACUUGGAGUAGUUUUAGUGCUAUUUAAUAUGUUAUUUCUGGAUUUAUUUGUUUGGAUAAUUCUCUGAAUAGAUUUGAAUGAUAGUUGGUACACUUGAAUGAUGGGUCAAGGGUGAGAUACAAGCAAGAGUGUCUUAUUACUAAGGAUAGACUGCUGGAAUAUACUCUUAAUUUAAGUGAAAACUAAGGUGGUUUUUUCUACAUUCGCAUGUUGGGAAAUGUCUUAAUAGCCAAAAUGUCUUCUUCCCUGUUUACAUCUAGACUGUAAAAAGUGUUCAAUGCUCAGAAAUCUUUCCUGUCCUGGGGCACGUACACUCAGGUAAAGGAGUCAUUCUUCCAGAUAUCUUGUGGCAUGAACAAUGGGGAGAUGAAAGUGUCUAUUCAACCUUGAGAGGUGUCAAAUGUCUUCGAGAACAGAAUCAACUUGAUGAUAGCUUAUACCUCAAUCAUUACCACAUAAUGAUUAAACAGGGACUGUCUUGGGUAAAAGGUCACAUCAAAGCCCCUGUUAAUAUCAAAGCGAAGUUUCCACUGGAUAAGUUUCACUGCAUUAUUCUUAGAUCAGGCACUAUUUAUUUUCAUAGAUAGAGAUAGGAAAAUAAUACAGAUGGGGACUUGGAAGUGAACUAGAAUUGUAGUUUUGUGGGGUCUUGAGUAAGUAGAUAUUUGAGGAGGAAUGGAUAGGCCUGUAGUUUCUAAUAUUACAUUGAAAGGCAUGAUCAAGGCUUCUAGAAAAGUAGUAGUAGGACUAAGAAUCAGUUGAUUCAGUGAGCAAAAUAGAAAUGAAAUAGUUUUGGAAUGGAAAAGAGACAUUGUAAGUAGAGAUAGUGGUUAAGCAGCAAUGUAAAUGAAUUUGUAAUUAAAAAUCGAGGAGAUUCAUUUGCCUGUUCAAGUGCCCUUUAUUUUCCCACUGAUAUGUAUGAUUUGGGAGGCUUUGGGAAUGAAUAUUCUCAGCCAAAAAGAUUUCUCAAAGCCAUUUGAGCUCCAUGAGACUCUGACCUCCCUUAUUUUCUACUUGUGGCCAAGAAGAACCAGGAGAAAAGCCUAUGUUUUCUCCAUGGAAAAUACUUGAUGUAAAAUGUGCUUUCUAGUCAUUGGCAGCACCAUAUAGUGAUUCAAAUAUAGACUUUGGAGCAUCGAUUUUUUAAAAAGUAAGAUUAUAAGAUUUUGUGACAGUAAAAUGUCAGCUAGCAUACUUUUUGUUCUCAACUGCAUGCAGUUUUUCUGGUGUUACUAUUGAUGUCCACUAGCCCUUUAGGGAAACUUCAACAAAGUUUCUUAGGGGGAGGAGAAAUAUAAACACAGUAUUUGAAUCUGUUCUAUUUCUACUGUUUUUUAAUGUAUGCAUGCAAUUUCUAUAUAUUAAAAAAUCAAGGAAAGACUGUAAAAGAUCCAUCUCUGAAGUCAUAUUUGCAUAUUGUUUCUGCAUUUUCUGAAAUGUUUCUUAGUGUGAUUUAAAGUUUCUUAUACUGUUUCCCUUUUCAAAGACAGCCUUUAUAAAACAAAUACUGUGCAUGCAAAUGAGACAAAAUGGCCUAUCCUGUUUCUAUAGAAACAUGGGAAAACUUUCAAAGGCUGAAAUAUGUACACACCAGUUAUAGAUAUAUGUAUCUGGUGCUUCUACAUAUGAAUGUCCUGUUAUUUACCUCUACUUAUUUGUUUUCUUUUUGUAUUAAAUGUCUUUUUGAUAUUGGGGCUUAUUAGCUUCUCCUUUCACUCCAGUGAUUCAGAACACAUUCUUUCCAAAGAAAUAACCAACCAACGUUGAGGGCAGUGUUUGAAAACUUUAUAAACAACAUUAUCAUGUAUGUGCACUCAGCCACCGGACCUACAGAAUCCAAUAUUAAAAAUAUUACAGACUCAGAAUGCAGAGCAGCUACUGUAUGGCCCUUCAGGUACUGCUGACUAAAUUGUUGUUUCUCUAGAUUAAAAAAUAGAUUAUCCUGUAUUAUUUGUAAAUAAUAAGCUGAAGCCGGGCUGCUUAUAUAUUGGGCUAACCUGCUGUAAAUGAGGAAUAAGCCAUGUCUACACAGCAUGUCUUUUAAGCCUAGGGCACAGACAGAUUUUAUCUGUUCUUUCAACACUCCCUUUUUAUUCUACACUUGUUUAAAAGGAGAAAACAACCCUAAACCUUGCUUAUUUAUAAAUGGUGUUUUGUAUCUUGGCUUUAAGGGAAAAUGAACCUUUUAAAAUGUCCUUUUCUAAUUAUUUGAAAAUUGUUUUAAUGGUUGUGGGGGGUUUGCACUGUGAACUACUUUGGGGGAGUAUUUUUAAUUCUGCAUUCAUUUGUAUUCAAUGUCUAAAUUUCAAUAAAACAAAUUUAUUGUUACAAAUUUA